AACAAUAAAAUGUGAAUGUCGCCCCCUGCAGGACGCGUGCGGAUGCUGCCCCAGGCCGUGUACCUGCUCUACGGCCUGUUAGAAAAUGGUCACAGCGUGUACGUGCACUGUAACGCAGGGGUCGGUCGCUCUACAGCCGCCGUGUGUGGCCUGCUCAUGUACGUCCUCGGCUGGAGCCUCAGGAAGGUGCAGUACUACCUUACAGCCAGGAGGGCGGCGGUGUACAUCGACGAGGAGGCUCUGGUGCGAGCACAGGACGAUUUCCAGCUGAAGUUUGGACGUUUACGGUCCUCGGUUUGCUGCUCGGAGAUGCAGAAAGAUGGGCAGUGUUAGACUUGAACUUAAGUCAAAAUAAAAUAAAACGUAAUUUUCACUCUCA
Silurus meridionalis is the source of this 379-nucleotide messenger RNA. RefSeq names its product laforin-like. The coding region runs from base 16 to 333 and encodes 105 amino acids. Gene Ontology annotation, cellular component: nucleus; cytoplasm. Gene Ontology annotation, biological process: dephosphorylation. Gene Ontology annotation, molecular function: protein tyrosine phosphatase activity; protein tyrosine/serine/threonine phosphatase activity. The transcript has a single exon. The record is from RefSeq and is a predicted model, not a curated record. NCBI's taxonomy places the organism in Eukaryota, Metazoa, Chordata, Actinopteri, Siluriformes, Siluridae.